Molecule: messenger RNA, 1080 nt
Organism: Mya arenaria
Lineage: Eukaryota; Metazoa; Mollusca; Bivalvia; Myida; Myidae
Product: transforming growth factor-beta-induced protein ig-h3-like
Exons: 5
Coding region: 136-1029 (297 amino acids)
Biological process (GO): extracellular matrix organization; cell adhesion
Cellular component (GO): extracellular matrix
Molecular function (GO): cell adhesion molecule binding
Source: RefSeq, a predicted model, not a curated record
CCAAAUUCACAUGUGCACAAACGUGUUGCCAGCACAACGAUAUGGUAUAAAACGCUGGUCACUUUACUAUGAAACCAGUGUGCCAAGUAGGUUUUGAAGUUCACGGAUAUCCCAUCUUAAACUAACAUACACAAAAUGAUAGCGCGGUUGAUUCUAGUCGGCCUUGCAGCAUGUGUGUACGGGGAGACGAUACCGGAACUUGCGACAAGACUCGGUGCCACAGAGUUGGUAAAACUAGUUACAGAUGCAGGACUUGCAGGGACGCUUUCCGGUGCAGGCCCUUUCACGGUAUUCGGACCAACCAACGCUGCAUUCUCCAAACUCCCUAAGAAUAUCCUGGAGCGUCUCAUGCGUGACAAGAAGCUGUUGGCGGAUGUUCUCAAGUAUCACGUGGUCUCAGGCAAUGUCUACUCCUCCCAGCUCAGCAACGAACUGACCGCGCCUAGCCUGUUGACGAUGAAUGGGAAGGCAUUGGAUAUCCGCUUUAACAUCUAUAACAACGGACAGCUGAUCACUGCCGAUGGGAGCCCAGUUGUGUUGCCUAACCAGAACGCCUCUAACGGAGUGAUCCACGUCGUCGACCGUGUCAUGUUCCCAAUUCCGUUCGAAGACAUCCCCACGGAGGUCACCAAACAAAGUGCUCGCUUCUCUACCCUUCUUACAGCUGUGAAGGCAGCAAACCUAGUAAGCACACUGGCUGGAGGCCCCUUCACACUCUUUGCUCCAACAAACGCCGCUUUUGCCAAGAUACCAGCUGACGUAUUGAACAAACUGUUGGCUAACGUAACGGCACUCACUGACGUUUUGACAUACCACGUUGUCAGUGGCACGUACUGGAGCGCCAGUCUGUCCAAUGGGAUGAUGCCCAAAACGGUCGAGGGAAAGGCUGUCAACAUUAAAAUUGAUGGAGGCAAGGUGAUGGUUAAUGACGCUACAGUAGAAGAAGCCGACCUCGCCGUCACAAAUGGCGUCAUCCACGUCAUCGAUACCGUCCUUCUCCCGCCCGCGUUUGACCCCAGCAUUUACUAGUUUGCAUUUACAAAAUUAUGUUUAAUAUCUAUAUUUUGUUCACAUAAUAUU